Messenger RNA from Pocillopora verrucosa, 879 nucleotides. RefSeq lists its product as uncharacterized. The record is from RefSeq and is a predicted model, not a curated record. NCBI's taxonomy places the organism in Eukaryota, Metazoa, Cnidaria, Anthozoa, Scleractinia, Pocilloporidae.
ACACAUUCAUUACAGCAUCAGUUGGAAGAACAAGAAUUUCUAGUUUUAACAUGAAGUCGUCAAAGUUAGGUUUCUCUGGACUUUUCUUGGGUCUUUUGGGCGCCAUGUUCAUUGGUAAUUCAAUGGCGGCCCCAGCAAGCGGGAGACAAGCGCGUAUUGAUUGGAUGAAAGGUUGGAUAUUUGGCCAGUCCCGAAGUCUCCAGAAUAUGACGGUGACAUUGCAGGAAGAAUUUGCGUCGGUCCGUACGGGUAGCAAAGACAACGAUGAGUAUUACCUCAGAAUUCCAUGCUUACCACGACCUUCAUUUGAUCAGGAUGGUGUUUCCGAAACAGCUCUCUUGGAAACAGAUGUAAAACAGUUGUAUAUCUUCAAAACUUUUCUUUCCAUUAUGAAAAAUCAAGAAGCCCAGAUCCAAAACAGUCCUUUUAAGGGAAGACUGCAAGAUGUAGAGAACGGAGUCAACCUCCUCAUCUCACAAAUGAAUGAACUGCAACGGCAACUUGGGAGUAAAGCGACUGGCCCAGGAAGCUCUCCCCAGCCCACCUGCGCGCCACCUUCAACACAGAAGGAACAGGACAAAUGGAAACUCGCAAUAAUCAAGGAAUUCAGCUUAUGGCUAAUCCCAAUUUUGGGUGAAUUUCAUCAGGCAAACACCUUCGCUUGAUUCAUCUGAUCCAAGAGUUAGCUUGUUCGUACAUUGUAUCAAUGAACCAUAUAAUGUAGAGCUCAGUGCUCGUUGCUUUAGAUCCAUCUCGUGUUUGUAUUAAAUAGGAUGACCUUGUCAUCAUUGGGCUAUAUCUAGUUGCACCUUGCUAGGAAGCCUUUUUAUCUUCCAUUUAUUAUUAAAUAUUGGUACAGUAAAAAACCAUCACUUUUGU